This is a messenger RNA of Marchantia polymorpha subsp. ruderalis, 1320 nucleotides long. NCBI's taxonomy places the organism in Eukaryota, Viridiplantae, Streptophyta, Marchantiopsida, Marchantiales, Marchantiaceae. The record is from the annotation of a GenBank genome assembly.
AUGUUGUGUUUUUUGUCCUCUCCUAUUAUAGCUGGUUUUGCUCGCUCUCAAGCCUUUCGAGAGGAGUUCAUUAAUCCGGAAGAAGACAUACAGCGAGAAAAAAAGCUACAACAAGUGGUUUCUAUUGGGAGUCGCAUUGUGGUAUUUUGUUGGAUGAUGCAAGAAUGUGAUUCCAAUGGCAAGAAGGAUCUUUUUGCCAAGGUAGUGGCAAACUUUCCGCAUCUUUUCCGUGAAUCCUACAAGGCAAAUGUCCAAAAAACAUCGUCAUGGUGGAAACUAAAAGACCAGUACUCAAAGGCUAGUGUGCAUACCGAGUUUUUGCAGAUGAAUCAGCAGUUCAAAGCUACGAGAAAGAAUUUCAAAGCUGUGGCAGGUCGUGGCCGCAACACAAAAGAUUGGACGACUCACAUGUAUGUAGAACUCAACGAGGAGUUCCACCGACUGCAAAAAACGAGGCUAAAGUUCUCAACAGCCCUACUUGGCACUCUGGCUAGAGACAUUAUCAAAUCAAAUGAGGGAGAAUUCAAUGCGAAUUUCAGAGAUGCAGACGGCAAACUGAUUCUCAACAAAAUUACGACAAUGUGGGUUCAAACAUUCAUGGCAAAACACAACGUGGUCAAACUAAUUAGAGGAUUUUCAUCUAGCGAGUUGGAUGAAAACCUAAUAAAAAACAUGGAUGAGACUCAUUUCGCAGUGAAUGUUGACAAUGAUCGGAUCCUAGGAAUUUGGGGAGACAACGAUGUCAAAUAUGCUGAUGUUGCACCGAUGAUCAUCUUCACGAAUAAAAAUAGAUCCUAUGGGAUUCAGGGUUUAUUAGAUGAUGUGCCAGGUGCAAGUUAUCGCACAUGGCCGAAAGGAUGGAAUGAUAUGCAGGUAUUCCCGCAAUGGCUCUCUGAACCACGUGCUUUUCAACAUGAUCGUCACAAUGAAUCAGAUGCGAUGUCGGUUGCGUUGACUAGAACCAAGACAACCCUUCGGUUCUUCCCUCCAUGUGUUACUAACAAGGUUCAGCCUGCAUAUCCUUUUGUUAUUUCCAAGAUCAAGGAUGCUCGGACAAAACGAUGGGAGAGCAAGAAGAUGGAGAUGAUACGAGAACAACAGUGGUCAAAUGAAGUUCUCCGCGAUGGCGAAUGGUCGAGCAAGCUGCUGAACUCGGGGAAAAGAUUCUCUUUGCAGUUGGCCGUUAGCAUCGCGUUGCAUGUAAACAUGCAACUCGAUGCUAACGGCCUCAUCUAUGCUCCUAAAGCCAUGAUUCCUUGUGGAUUGGCAAUCGAUGCGAGAGGAGAAUGGCAUAUCAAACAAUUAUUGCAGCGAUCAUAA